GGCUCACUAUCAUCGAUCUUGUGAAAAUGUAUCGCACCACAGCGACAAUGCCCAUCUAGUUGUCGACACCUAUUGGAUCUCAUUCUUCUCUUGUAUCAUUAGACUGCACUUCCAUUUUCCCCAAGCCUGUGCGGGCGCGACCAGAUGCCUACGCCUCAGAGCAACGAGAACAUGCUGCCGGCGCCUUCAAUACACUCCUCAUGCCCACCCGACGAGGACAGAUCAAGCUGGAGGAGUAUAGAGAUGGAAGACGGCCUCGUUGAAGCGAACGUACCCGCGCCAGAAGUGCUUCAGCAACCAAGCCCUUCGCCGCCCGAGUCUCAUACAACCGGUUCAACGGAUACCCACAUUGCAGAGCAGCAACAAGGCAAACGAAUGGAUAUCGACGAAGAGGCUUCAGCACCUGAUAUGCUAUCGCCUAUGAGUACAGAGACAGACAAGCAACAAGAUGAGAGUGACCUACAUCAAUUGACUCGCUCUGAUCUUGGCUCACCCUCGAUGGGCUAUGACUUCUCCAACAUCCGACUCAUACCUUCUUCUCCUUCAUCCUUCCUGCGCGCGGGCAGCAAGUUCAAGGGUACUCAGCAAUCGGAGCGCUCAGAAUACGCAGUCCAGGUUGAAAUCAAGCACGUUGAUAUGAGAGAGUCAUUUCUCUGUGGAUAUCUUCGAAUUCAAGGACUGACCGACGAACACCCAACCCUCACUACCUAUUUCGAAGGCGAGAUCAUUGGAUCGAAAUACACGUUCCUCACUCAACAUCAAGACUGGGGCUCGACUGACAAGGUCGAUCUACAACAUUGGGCAAAAUUCUCCGCUUUCCGACCAUUUCAGAAGCAAGCCCGGAAGGGCAACUUUCAUAUUCCGGGAAUGGCGCAACGAGAGAAUAUCUUCAUGAGGUGGAAGGAACAUUUUUUGGUUCCUGAUCACCGAGUGCGAACAAUCACUGGGGCUAGUUUUGAAGGCUUUUACUACAUCUGCUUCAACCAGAUUCAGGGGACGGUCAGCGGAAUAUACUUCCAUGCAAAGAGUGAGAAGUUUCAACAACUAGAAUUGAAGCAUGUUGAGGAUCGAGGAUGCUUCGCAGCCAUGGAAUUUCGAUGAAUGACGAGUGACGACCAUUGGGAGAUACAACUUGGAAAGGAAACAGAGGGAACAGGUACCCUUCUUCGGCAACAGGACAGGAGGGAACUUGUAAACGUGCAUGGCAUCGGGGUUUUACAUACGAAUGCGAAUAGCCCGUCAAGGGGUACGGCAUUCGAGGAGUUAAUUUGAGAACUCUUUGCUUUCAGCGUUCAGAGUGUAGGUACGGCAUGGCAUCGUGUCGGCCGUGAAUAUUGAACUCUUGAUUCACUUGCAAUGUAUCGGGGUCAAAAGGCUGAAAUAGAUUGUGACCUACCACUCUUUUUCUCUGGAUCAUGGGGCAUCCGACAUCCC
Messenger RNA from Hyaloscypha bicolor E, 1434 nucleotides. RefSeq names its product vesicle-mediated transport protein-like protein Vid24. NCBI's taxonomy places the organism in Eukaryota, Fungi, Ascomycota, Leotiomycetes, Helotiales, Hyaloscyphaceae. The record is from RefSeq and is a predicted model, not a curated record. The transcript is spliced from 4 exons. Bases 145 to 1101 code for a protein of 318 amino acids. Gene Ontology annotation, biological process: protein catabolic process in the vacuole; proteasome-mediated ubiquitin-dependent protein catabolic process; negative regulation of gluconeogenesis. Gene Ontology annotation, cellular component: GID complex; extrinsic component of membrane.